Poecilia latipinna (sailfin molly) is the source of this 593-nucleotide messenger RNA. RefSeq names its product ran-specific GTPase-activating protein-like. Gene Ontology annotation, molecular function: GTPase activator activity. Gene Ontology annotation, biological process: positive regulation of mitotic centrosome separation; intracellular transport. Gene Ontology annotation, cellular component: centrosome; nuclear pore; cytoplasm. The coding region runs from base 176 to 496 and encodes 106 amino acids. Lineage: Eukaryota; Metazoa; Chordata; Actinopteri; Cyprinodontiformes; Poeciliidae. The record is from RefSeq and is a predicted model, not a curated record. The transcript has 3 exons.
AAUAAUGUUCUAGCACAUUUAGGCGGUUCUGCUGGACUGAACUAACAUUUCGCAUCGAUUUAAAUCAACAGCCCUCAUAAACUGCGAAGCGGUGUUGUCCUCAAGUAGACGCACAUCCAGCCGCUUCUCCCUUUGUAACAGUCUGACCUUCCUGUAACCUGCAGUCAGCCCGCUGAUGGAGCUGAAGCCCAACUCCGGCAGCGACAGAGCAUGGGUGUGGAACACACUAGCAGACUACGCUGACGAAUGUCCCAAACCAGAACUCCUGGCGAUCCGCUUCUUAAACGCAGAAAACGCUCAGAAGUUCAAGGUGAAGUUUGACGAAUGCAAAGAGGAAGUUAAAAAGCAAGUAGAGGGAUCAGGCAACACUGACAGUGCAAACAAGGUGGCAGAGAAGCUGGAGGAGCUUUCAGUAAAAGAUAAGGCAUCUGAGGGAAAGAAGGAAGAGGACAAAAAGGAAACUGAGAAAAAGGAGGUGAAAGCUGAGAAGAAUUAAGAACCAAGAACUUGCUUUGCUGAUCUUCAGUUUUUUUUUGUUUUGUUUUGUUUUUUUCAGUUUUCCUCUUUUUCUACAAUAGACUCUAUGAACUGAA